Messenger RNA from Labeo rohita (rohu), 1844 nucleotides. Its product is annotated as retinitis pigmentosa 1-like 1 protein. The record is from RefSeq and is a predicted model, not a curated record. The transcript has a single exon. The annotation marks the transcript as partial. NCBI's taxonomy places the organism in Eukaryota, Metazoa, Chordata, Actinopteri, Cypriniformes, Cyprinidae.
UAUCAGUCUGUAGCCCAACCCAGUGGCCUGCAGUCAGCACAAGCCAGCUACCAGUCUGCACCCCAGUCUAGUGGCCUGUUGUCAGCACAAACAAGUUACCAAUCGGCACAGGCUCGUUAUCAGUCUGUAGCCCGACCUAGUGGCCUGCAGUCAGCACAAGCCAGCUUCCAGUCUGUUCCCCAACCUAGUGGCCUUCAGUUAGCACAAGCCAGCUACCAGUCUGCACCCCAGCCCAGUGGCCUGCAGUCAGCACAAGCCCGCUACCAGUCUGUAGCCCGACCUAGUGGCCUGCAGUCAGCACAAGCCAGCUACCAGUCUGCACCCCAGUCUAGUGGCCUGUUGUCAGCACAAACAAGUUACCAAUCGGCACAGGCUCGUUAUCAGUCUGUAGCCCAACCCAGUGGCUUGCAGUCAGCACAAGCCAGCUUCCAGUCUGUGCCCCAACCUAGUGGCCUUCAGUUAGCACAAGCCAGCUACCAGUCUGCACCCCAGCCCAGUGGCCUGCAGUCAGCACAAGCCCGCUACCAGUCUGUAGCCCGACCUAGUGGCCUGCAGUCAGCACAAGCCAGCUACCAGUCUGCGCCCCAGCCCAGUGGCCUGCAGUCAACACAAGCCAGCUUCCAGUCUGUGCCCCAACCUAGUGGCCUUCAGUUAGCACAAGCUAGCUACCAAUCUGUGUUCCAACCUAGUGGACAACCAGGACAGACUCGUUACCAGGCUCCAUCACAACCUAGCAGUCUACAGUCAGCCAGCUACCUAUCUGCGUCCCGGCCCAGUAGCCCACAGUCAGCACAGGCCAGCUACCUAGCAGUGUUCCAGCCCAGUGGUCUGCAGUCAGCACAAGCCCGCUACCAGUCUGCACCCCAGCCCAGUGGCCUGCAGACAGCACAAGCCCGCUACCAGCCUGUAGCCCGACCUAGUGGCCUGCAGUCAGCACAAGCCAGCUACCAGUCUGCACCCCAGUCUAGUGGCCUGCAGUCAGCACAAGCCAGCUACCAGUCUGCGCCCCAGCCCAGUGGCCUGCAGUCAGCACAAGCCAGCUACCAGUCUGCGCCCCAGCCCAGUGGCCUGCAGUCAGCACAAGCCCGCUACCAGUCUGUAGCCCGACCUAGUGGCCUGCAGUCAGCACAAGCCAGCUACCAGUCUGCACCCCAGUCUAGUGGCCUGUUGUCAGCACAAACAAGUUACCAAUCAGCACAGGCUCGUUAUCAGUCUGCAGCCCAACCCGGUGGCCUGCAGUCAGCACAAGCCAGCUACCAGUCUGCACCCCAGUCUAGUGGCCUGCAGUCAGCACAAGCCAGCUACCAGUCUGCACCCCUGUCUAGUGGCCUGCCGUCUGCACAAGCCAGCUACCAGUCUGCACCCCAGUCUAGUGGCCUGCAGUCAGCACAAACAAGAUACCAAUCGACACCGGCUCGCUAUCAGUCUGUAGCCCAACCUAGUGGCCUCCAGUCAGCACAAGCCAGCUUCCAGUCUGUUCCCCAGCCCAGUGGCCAAUCUGUGUCUUUUUGGCCUGGAUCCCAGCUCUCUUCUAUGCCAGACCAGUCAAGCUUUGAGGCUCUUUCCACUUUUGGUUCCCAACCCCUGGAGCAACCCAGUAAUGUACAACUUGCUUCAAACUAUGAGUCUGUGUUGCAGUCUGCUCAGCCUGACCUUCAGGAUACAGCACCAUUGCGUUCCCAGACUACUCAAAGCAAGCGCUUCUCACCAGGCAUGUUGAGGCUGUUGCAGCAAGUGAAGUCGUAGCUGCGUAGUUGAUUUAACUUCAAUUAAGUUCAUUUAUUUUGUUCUGUGUGGGGUUUUUUUUGAAAGGAGAGAAAAAUAAAUGUUACUACUUGAACAUA